Molecule: messenger RNA, 438 nt
Organism: Phytophthora infestans T30-4
Lineage: Eukaryota; Oomycota; Peronosporomycetes; Peronosporales; Peronosporaceae
Exons: 2
Coding region: 1-438 (145 amino acids)
Source: RefSeq, a predicted model, not a curated record
AUGUCAGAAAUUCAGGCGAUUGUCGAACGUGUUAUAAACGACACACUUCCCGACAUAGAUAUGCUUUUUGGUAAGAAGCUGCGUCUUAACAUGUCUGAAACAGACGUGAACGAGCGCGUGCUGCAGUACUUCAUGCUUUGCAACGAACUGAUCGAAGAACACGGUCUAGUGACCUGUUUUGAAGGUCAGCACGGUCAAAAAGAGAAGUGUAAACUGCUUAUUGAGUCACUGACGCCCAGUGAGCUCAAAGCAGAUGUGCAAACUGCUAUUCGUUUCCAAUCGACGGAGGCGCGUAGUGACGAGUUAAAACUCCAUGACCUGAUCUUGGAAAAGGCGUUGGAGCAGGAUCGCGACUUUCGCCUGACCAGAAUGGCCGUCGCCAGCGUGGCACACAUGAAUCUAAGGGUGGGGAUGUCAAUCGAGCGACACGAUCUGUAG